This is a messenger RNA of Sorex fumeus (smoky shrew), 3125 nucleotides long. RefSeq names its product highly divergent homeobox (gene HDX). The record is from RefSeq and is a predicted model, not a curated record. Gene Ontology annotation, molecular function: RNA polymerase II cis-regulatory region sequence-specific DNA binding; DNA-binding transcription factor activity, RNA polymerase II-specific. The coding region runs from base 116 to 2188 and encodes 690 amino acids. The transcript is spliced from 10 exons. Gene Ontology annotation, biological process: regulation of transcription by RNA polymerase II. NCBI's taxonomy places the organism in Eukaryota, Metazoa, Chordata, Mammalia, Eulipotyphla, Soricidae.
UUCAUUGUUUGAGAAGGCAGUGAAGAGCCAGGAAAAAUCUCAGUGGAUCUGCCUGCCCCAGAACUGGCCUGAUUUGGGAUUCUGUGUUGCCUCCAGUGACAGCACCACGCCCGAGAUGAAUCUCCGUUCUGUAUUUACUGUAGAACAACAAAGGAUUUUACAGCGUUAUUAUGAAAAUGGAAUGACAAAUCAAAGUAAAAACUGCUUUCAGCUCAUUUUACAGUGCGCACAAGAGACUAAACUGGACUUCAGUGUAGUUAGGACGUGGGUUGGCAAUAAGAGAAGAAAAAUGAGUAGUAAGAAUUCUGAAUCAGGAACAGCAACAACAGGAACUGUUUCCGGUCCCUCUUUGGGAACUCCAGACAUUACAGUCAGAAAUGUAGUUAAUAUUGCUCGAUCCUCAAGUCAACAAUCUUCAUGGACAUCUUCCAAUAAUGAUGUCAUUGUAACUGGUAUAUACAGCCCAGCCAGUUCAUCAAAUAGGCAAGGAACAACCAAACAUACAAAUACACAAAUCACAGAAGCACAUAAAAUCCCUAAUCAGAAAACAGCCAGUAAAAAUGACACUGAGUUUCAGUUGCACAUUCCCGUUCAAAGGCAAGUGGCACACUGUAAAAAUGCCUCUCUGCUCUUAGGUGAAAAAACUAUUAUUUUGUCAAGACAGACAAGUGUGUUAAAUUCUGGAAACUCAGUAUAUAAUCACACAAAGAAAAACUAUGGAAACUCUUCAAUGCAAACUUCUGAAAUAACAGUACCUCAAAAGCCAUCAGUGUGUAACCGACCUUGUAAAAUUGAGCCAGUUGGAAUGCAAAGGUUAUAUAAGCCUGAACACAUGGGUUCACGUAACUUAUGUGGGCAAAAGCCACCAAUUAGAGACCCUUACUGCAGAACGCGGAACUUGGAAAUCCGUGAAGUAUUUUCACUGGCUGUUAGUGAUUACCCACAGAGAAUUCUGGGAGGAAGUGGCACGCAGAAGUCCAAUUCAGCAGAAGGAAAUUGUUUGUCUAUUGCAAUGGAAACUGGGGAUGCUGAUGAUGAGUAUGCCAGAGAGGAAGAGUUGGCAUUGAUGGGAGCACAGAUACCAAGCUACUCAAGAUUUUAUGAAAGUGGCAGUUCCCUUAGAGCUGAGAACCAAAGUACAACUUUGUCUGGGCCAGGAAGAAAUAUGCCAAAUUCACAAAUGGUUAACAUUAGAGACCUUUCAGAUAAUGUGUUGUAUCAAAACAGAGACUGUCACUUGACACCACGGACCUCAUUUCACACAGCAUCUACUACAAUGUACAGUAAUACAAAUUCAUCACGGAGUAAUUUUUCUCCACAUUUUUCAUCACCAAACCAACUGAGGUUUUCACAAAACCAAAACAAUUACCAGAUUUCAGGAAACCUUACUGUGCCUUGGAUUACAGGGUGUUCUAGAAAAAGAGCACUACAAGACCGCACUCAGUUCAGUGAUCGAGACUUAGCUACCCUUAAGAAGUACUGGGAUAAUGGCAUGACAAGCCUUGGCUCUGUCUGUAGAGAGAAAAUUGAAGCAGUUGCAACUGAAUUAAAUGUUGACUGUGAAAUAGUUCGGACAUGGAUUGGGAAUCGAAGAAGGAAAUAUCGUUUAAUGGGUAUUGAGGUUCCACCUCCAAGAGGAGGUCCUGCUGAUUUUUCUGAGCAGCCUGAGUCUGGUUCUUUGUCGGCACUCACACAUAGAGAAGAAGCCGGUCCUGAAGGAGAAGAUAAUGACAGAAAUGAUGAAGUAUCCAUCUGUUUGUCUGAAGGAAGCUCUCAAGAAGAGUCCAAUGACGUGGUUCCAAAUGAAGAACGGUCUCAAGAGGAGGGACACCAUGCAUUAUCCACAGAAAAUGUGAAAAUAGAAAUACUAGAUGAUGAGGAAAGUGACAUGAUAAGCAAUUCUGAAGUUGAACAAGUAAAUUCUCUCUUGGAAUAUAAGAAUGAAGAAGUCAGAUUUAUUGAAAAUGAACUAGAAAUUCAGAAGCAAAAAUACUUUAAACUCCAAACAUUUGUUAGAAGCUUAAUACUAGCUAUGAAAGCUGACAAUAAGGAACAACAGCAGGCACUGCUAUCAGAUUUACCUCCUGAAUUAGAAGAGUUGGAUUUCGAUCAUGCUUCACUGGAGCCUGAUGAUACCUCAUUCACUGUGUCUUCUUUAUCAGAGAAAAAUGCCUCAGGCAGCUUGUGACUUGAGGGGUGAGGGUGAUAUGUGUAAAGUCUAUUGCUUGCCUAACAGACAUGCAUCUCAAGAUAACUGAAUUCUGUUGCCCUAAAAUUCUCCAGUUGAAAAACAAAUGUAUUGUCAAAACAAGAAAUGUGUAAAUGAUGGACAAGAUAUAAUGGCUACAGAGCAAAAAAAAUGUAUUUGAGAUAUAUAAAAUCUUUGUUUGAGAGUUUUGCUAAGCUGAUGUAACACUGUCAAAAUGAACUUAAUUUUGAGCCAUUUAUCUAUGAAAUGCAUGUCUAAUUUCUAAAGAUUUUUGUUUUGGUUUUAUAUAAGAAUCUUAGUUUUAGCAAAAAUUUUGACCAGCAACACAAAAAUAAAAAUAUUUCAACAUUGUUUAAUAAGUUAUUGAUCUUGAUUGUUUUGGUAGCCAUUACAUCUUCUUUCCUCCUCUCUCCUUUUCAUAUUAUCAACAUAUACUCAGGAAAGUUAACUUAAAAUUCAAAACAAAACUUUAAAAAAUGACAACCUAGAUGAUCUAGAGGCUAUUUUUCAAAUUAUAUGAAACUAAAAAAAUUAUUUAACUUGGUUACUGAAACUUGAAAUGAUUAUUACACUGUAAUUGUAAUUUUUAUUGUCUUCUUUAUCUUAUCCAAAUAUUUGGAGUGAGAAGAAAACACAAUGAAAAAAGUAAUUCACAGACAUGAAAUAAAAACCUGAAAUGUACAACAACAAAAUGUAAAAGAUUAGUCUAAUGGAAAGUCUUCAUUGCUGCAAAUGACAUUUACUGAUAGUAAAUUUAUAUGAGUAAAUUAGAUAAAUAAUCAAAUAUCAUGAGUUUAUCUCUAUCUUCAUAAUAUUUUUCAAUUCCUAUUUAAGAAACAACAAGUCAAGGCAAACCACUGAGAUCUUUUAAUUUAGUCAUUCUAAUUUACCCCCAAAAUUUGCCUCAUUUUCAUGU